Molecule: messenger RNA, 1846 nt
Organism: Bactrocera neohumeralis
Lineage: Eukaryota; Metazoa; Arthropoda; Insecta; Diptera; Tephritidae
Exons: 3
Coding region: 17-1846 (609 amino acids)
Biological process (GO): proteolysis
Molecular function (GO): aspartic-type endopeptidase activity; nucleic acid binding; zinc ion binding
Source: RefSeq, a predicted model, not a curated record
AUAAGUUGUAAGAACGAUGCCUGUAUGCAGAUCGAGCAAAAAGAAGAAGGAAGUAGCAGGAAAAAAUCUAUUUGAAGCUGAAAAAGUUGAUCCAGAGUUGGUAAAAGUUGAUACAGAGAACACAUUUUCAUUAAAGUUGAUCGAAAUGGAGAAAACAGAGGAAAAAGUCGAAAAUCAGAACUCGAACGUGUGUGAUAGUGGAAUAAAUUCAAGCGAUCUGGUAGAGCUAUUAAAAAUGCUGAACUCAGGCAAAAACGUGUCAGUCGACCAAUUCGAAAAAAUUGUUCCAGAAUACGAUGGCGUGACAAUUCCUAUUGGAAAGUGGUUGGAAAACUUCAACGAGAAUGCUGACGCAUAUGAGCUUACCGAAAAGCAGAAAUAUGUAAAUGCGAGGAAUAAAAUGAGAGGAACGGCAAAACUGUUCCUAGAAACAGUGAGUGUUUCGAACUUCGAUUCUUUGUGCGAAGCGCUCAAAGAGGAAUUCGACAUAAAGUUCAACAGUGCUGACAUACAUCAGAAGUUAAUGCAAAGGCAAAAGAAAAACGACGAGAACUUUUACGAAUAUAUUCUGCAAAUGAGGAAGCUGGCAGCACUGGGGUCGAUAGAAGACGAAGUAGUUAUUCGAUACAUUGUGGACGGAAUUAAGCAAAUGAGUUACAAGAGCAGCAGCAGCGCAGUACAAAAGCGAAACUACACGAAGCUUGCGCAAAAUGUUAAAGACGAUGAGGGCGAAAAUCGCGCAGUAAGUAGACAUUGUUUCAAUUGUGGGUCAUCUACACACAUACGUGCAGAAUGUAAGGCAGAAACAAAAUGCUUUAAAUGCAACGGCAAUGGUCAUAUCGCAAAAAAUUGUGAAUAUCAGAAGAGAACGGUGAACAUGCUAACAAGUGAUAAACGAAAAAAGCAAAUGCGAAUUAGCAACAAGUACAUAUCAUGUUUGAUAGACACAGGUGCAGAUGUGUCACUUAUGCAGCAAUGUGUUUAUGAAAAAAAUUUUGGCAAUCACAGCCUACAAAAAAGUUUUGCGAAAUUGUAUGGUUUGGGAAAUGUUGCGAUUGCGGCGAAAGGUGCGUUAUCGUUAAAAGUUGAAGUUGAUAAUAUAAAAACUGAGCAUUCAUUUCUUGUCGUAGCUGAUCAUAAAAUAAACAACGAAGUUAUUGUCGGAUAUGAUUUCAUUCAGCGUUUCCAAUUAGAGUUUAAUGCUAAGGGAUAUUUUUUCUCCGAUAAGACAAAUGUACAAGAAGAGGUCGAAUUAAAAUGCGUAUACAAUAUUAUAGAAAAGGUGCCAGAAAUUGAUGUUCCGCCUCAAUAUAGAAAUGAUGUUAAUAAAUUAAUUAAUGAAUACAAUCCUGUAGUUAGUUCGAUUGAACAUCCUAUUCAGCUGAAAAUAAUACCAAAAGACGAUUUUAUUAAUUUCAAUGAAAGUCCGACCCGAUUAUCUGCAGCAGAGCGUGACGUUGUCAAGAGUCAAGUGGACGAGUGGUUAAAACUUGGUAUAGUUCAUGAAUCCAACGCAAACAUAGCCAGUAAAGUUGUUCUUGCAAGGAAAAAAGAUGGAAGUUAUCGUGUUUGCAUAGACUAUCGUAAACUAAAUGCUGCUGUGUUAAAAGAUCGUUUCCCUGUUCCAAUCAUCGGCGAAUUGGUAGAGAAGAUGCAAUCAGCGAAAUUCUUUACGGUUAUGGACCUCAAAAACGGGUUCUUUCACGUGCCGAUUGAAGAAAGUAGUCAGAAAUAUACAGCAUUUGCGACAAAUGUAAUUUGCUUGGCGCAGCAACAGCAACAACAACAGCAGCAGGGGCAGCAGCAUGAAUUUCAAAUCCAAAGCAACGCCGCUCCCCAGCAGUGA